This is a messenger RNA of Apodemus sylvaticus (European woodmouse), 1652 nucleotides long. RefSeq names its product coiled-coil domain containing 190 (gene Ccdc190). The record is from RefSeq and is a predicted model, not a curated record. The transcript is spliced from 6 exons. Bases 377 to 1249 code for a protein of 290 amino acids. NCBI's taxonomy places the organism in Eukaryota, Metazoa, Chordata, Mammalia, Rodentia, Muridae.
UUCUCCCUUGAGAUGUGGCUAGAGCCUGCAGGUUGCUGUCUGUAAGAAGCCUCAGCCUGAUUUAAAGAUCCUGUCUCAUCUUCAGGCGCACACAUUCAAUGAAGAAAACAAGUUCAGCAAAGCAGACUUAGCCUGCCGCAGGCAGAGAAACAAAUUUCACCUCACCGUGAGAAGCUGGGUUUGCAGGUGAGUGCUACCCACCUUGUUCUUGGGUGAAGCUUGAAUCUGGACUUUAGAAUAUAAAUCACAUCUAGGGGUACUGUGACAACUAGUGCCUUAGAGAGAGCAACUGUCCUCUAUCCUGUACAUAUUCUGUGCUGUAGCCCUAAGGUUAUCUGUGGUACCUGGAAGACACCUGCUGUACUGUCUCCAACGCAUGAGGAAGAUGGACAGAAACAUGGUGAGGGGACCUCUGUAUAAGCAGUUCGACUUGGAGAGAAAGAGUACCAGGCAAGCUGAAGCCAGACUCAGCCUUAGACUGCAAAGGCUGGAGGUCAUCUGUCUCUAUCACAUGAAAUCACUCGCCAGGGAGCAGAGGCAGCUUCAGAAGGAACUGCAGCGCCUGCAGCAAGAUAUCAUCAAGAAAAGGUUCUCUUCUUAUGUGGGGCAUGAACCUCAAAAGAGAUCAAAAGAUGUUGUCACCUUCUCGCCACAAAUGGGACAGAGGCAUGCAGUCCCAGAGCCUAACAUUAGAGUACUGAAAAACAAUAUUACUCAAGAAGUUAAAACAAAGAUUCGGGAGCCCGCUUUACACGACCCUGCCCUCAGAGAUGCCCGGAGAAGCCAAGAGCGUCUUCCAUCUCAAGGUGAGAGAACCAACUGCCGCAAAGAAGGGAACUCACAAGGCCAGGAGGGAGAGCCCACGAAUCCCCUGAAGGGCAUGGACUCCAGCAAGGCUGUCUCUGUCCCAUGUCACGACCAAGAUCUGUCCACCAAGACAGAAAACAGCCAUGUGUCCAGCCCAGAUGGUGAGCUAGGAUCAGCAUUUGCUGAUGAGACCCAAUCCGAGAAUGCCAAUCAAAAGCCACAAGGAGAUGCUGAAGUGCAAAUUCCCCCGAGCUCCACGGACGACACAGGAAGCUUCAAAGGUGAAUGCGCAAAACCAACCUUCCUAGAGUUGUUCGAAAAGGCCAAGAAGGCCCACUAUCUCCGCCACAGGGUGCCCCCCGAGUCGGAGAGAUUACUUAGCAUUGGGGAGAUAUUUGGACACGGAGAUUACUCUCUACCCAGAGCAGGGGAAACGCUGUGAGAACGGCACCAAGUCCCUUCCUCUCUGGCUGUGUAAUGUCGCCUGACCAGAAGAUAUUCUGUAAUCACUAUGGAAAUGUGACCCUUCACAUAGCGGCCAUAGCAAUGCACAGAAAUAAACAGAAAUGAGUGACAAACUUUCUUUCGCAACCUCAGGGCCCCCUGCCCUUUUAUAUGGUCUCUUUCUUAAUAAACAAAGCUACUAUGAAAAGGAACGAGAGGGAAAAUGUUAGAAAAAUAUUUUAAGGUGCAAACCUAGGCUUAUUUUGAAAGAGAAGACAGUCUUGUUCGUCUGAAGGUCUGUCCUGUGUAGGAGAUGCUUAUGGGGCCACCUGCUGGCCAAACGGCAGAGCUAGUUGCCUAGGUUUCCUUUCUUCAGGGGUUUUCAUGGGAACCCAACUGAA